This is a messenger RNA of Solea senegalensis (Senegalese sole), 4639 nucleotides long. It is a transcript of the gene itga3b, whose product is annotated as integrin, alpha 3b. Gene Ontology annotation, molecular function: integrin binding. The record is from RefSeq and is a predicted model, not a curated record. The transcript is spliced from 26 exons. Gene Ontology annotation, cellular component: integrin complex; external side of plasma membrane. Bases 263 to 3424 code for a protein of 1053 amino acids. Lineage: Eukaryota; Metazoa; Chordata; Actinopteri; Pleuronectiformes; Soleidae. Gene Ontology annotation, biological process: cell-cell adhesion; cell adhesion mediated by integrin; integrin-mediated signaling pathway.
CACUCCACAGUGUGCACUUGCUCUGAGUGGGCGUGAAGGGGCAGAGAGAGGAAGCAGGACAGAGCAGAGCAGCAGAGGGAGGCACACACACACCGACACCUAUGCAAUGAACACAGUGAGCGUGGAGGGGCACAGUCACAGGCGGUUCUCCGUGGGGAGGUCUCUGUGAAGCAGCCCUACCUGUUGGAGCUCAGUCAGCGCGAGGAGACGCUCGUGCCAGCGUGGAUUUGCGGGAACUGCCCCACUGAGAGCAGCCGGAACAAUGUCUCCAAGACUGUUAUUACUGUGCGCUGCUCUGGCUGCGCACCGCGGGACUCGAACCUGCAGCGGAUUUAAUGUCGACGAUCGUUUCCCUGUCAUCAAGGAGGGACCAACCAAAGGGAGUUUCUUUGGAUUCUCGGUGGCGCUGCAUCAGCAGACGGAGGGCUCCAGGAAGAACCUGCUUCUGACGGGAGCGCCCAAAGAGAAGGCAAAGUCCCUACCAAAUGUGAACGAAACCGGUGCCGUCUACUCCUGUCCCAUUACUACGGACGCCACCGACUGCUCCAGAAUGGACCUGGUCACCACGACGAACCCUUUAGAGAUGGUCGAGGGCAUGUGGCUCGGCGUGACGGUGGCCAGUCAGAGGGUGGAGAAGGCCGGACGCGUUCUGGCAUGUGGGCACCGGUACGUGAAGAUCAAGGGCGGCGCAGAGGAGCAGCGGCGGAUGAUCGGGAAGUGCUUCGUGCGGAGUAACGAUCUGACCUUCGAUCAAAACGACGACUGGCAGACUGACAGUUACGAGGUCUGCAACCCCAACUUUGACAUGGAGCUGGAAGGCAUGUGCAACAUGGGCAUCUCUGGCGGCAUGACGGACAACGACGUCUACAUCGGUGCCACGGGGAGCUACGUGUGGCAAGGAAAUGUCCACGUGACAUGGAGAGAUCCAGUGAACGCUUGGGACUCAAUUAACAAGAACUUUGGCCAGCUGAAAAAACGCAACAGUUAUAUUGGUUAUUCAGUCCUCGAGGAGAAGAAGCUCCUCAGCCACGACGACUACACAGUAGUCACGGGGUCUCCCAGGGACGAGUCCAAGGGCUCCGUGAUGUUCGGGACAAAGACCGACAACAGCAUCAAACCUGUGCUCAUCAUCCCCGGGGAACAAGUGGGCUCGUACUUUGGAAGCAGCAUGGCCAUCACUGACCUCAACAACGACGACUGGAAUGACCUGAUUGUGGGCGCGCCGUUUUACUUCGACCGCAUGAACGAUCACGGCGGAGCCGUGUACAUCUUCAUGAACGAGAAUGGAUCCUUCCAGAAGACGGCCGCCGUCGUCCUGAAGGGUCCGUCGGCUUCUGGGUUCGGCAUUUCCGUCGCCGCUAUUGGUGACGUCAACCAAGAUGGAUUCCAAGACUUUGCCGUCGGAGCGCCGUUCCACGACGCGGGGAAGGUCUACAUAUGGAUGGGCAGUAAAAAGGGAAUCUCUGAGAGCCCCAGUCAGGUGAUUGAAGGCAAGACGGUUGCCAAUGGUGGAUUCCAGACCUUUGGCUAUUCCCUGAACGGAGGCAUGGACAUGGACGACAACAGUUACCCGGACAUCUUAGUCGGCUCUUUGGACGACCGCAUUGCCUUGCUCAGAGCUCGACCGGUCAUCCACUUGACGAAGGACUUCCGCGUCGAGCCGAAGAUCGUGGAUCCUAAUCUGUGUCCUGGGAAUACACCGUGUAUCACGGCGACACUGUGCAUGUCGUUCACGCUGAGCAAUGGCAACAAAGACUUCAAGAAGAACGUCAUGGUGCAGUACACAGUGGAGGCGGACAUGGAGAGGAGAAGAAGCCCUCGGGUUCGUUUCGAGGACAAUAACUCUGACACCUACACUGGCAUCAUAAGCCUGCCCGCUUCCAAGACCACGUGUGACACCCGGAAGCUGUUUGUUGUCGCACCUGUGAUGGACAAACUGGAGCCCGUGGUCUUUUCCCUCAAGCUGUCCCUGCACGAGCAGAAACCUAAGUCCCGGCGCUCCGUGCAGAACCUGGACUCCUUUCCAAUCCUGAGCCAGGAGCAAAAACUCACUGAGAGAACCGAGAUUAAUUUUCAGAAUGAAUGUGGCUCAGACAACAAAUGUAGCAGUAAUCUGCAGCUCACGGCUCAGUUUGUUGACAAUGAAGAAAAGCCUUACCCCAGGAACGGCAAAUUCCAGGUGCUGCAGUUCAACAGCAACAUGAAGAUAAUACGGCUGAUGGUGGAGGUGACGAACUUCCCUUCAGCUGGGAGACUCGGCGAGGACGCCCAUCAGGCCGCGCUCAACAUCACCUUCCCUGAUGCACUGAGAUAUUCCGGCGUCAGGUCCACGGACCAUGACGUGCAAUGCAGCUUUGACGUCACAGUGAUCUGUGAGCUGGGGAAUCCACUGAAAGGCAAUGACAAGGUGUCACUCGCCCUCAAGUUUGAGACGUCGGGCAUCGAUCUGUACACACAGGAGGUGGAGUCGCAGCUGCUUCUGUCCACUCUCAGUGAGCAGAGCGACCUGACGCCUGUGCCCGUGGCCCUGCUGAUCGAAAACACCAUCCUGCCCUCCCUCUCCAUAGAGAACACCUUGGUGCAGACACAGUUCGGUGGGACAGUGAUGGGCAUGUCGGCCAUGGUAAACACCAGUGACGUGGGCAGUCUGGUGGAGUUCACCUUCAACGUGAACAUGAGGGGGCAGCCCCUGGGAGACUUGGGGACCCUGGCUCUGGCGUUUGACUGGCCCUCUGAGGCCGCCAACGGCAAGUGGCUGCUGUACCUCACCAAGAUUGUCGUCAAGGGGCAAUCGGAGACGGAGUGCAACGCUCCGGAAGCAGUCAACCCGCUGAAGCUCGCUUUGUCGGAGAGCAGGCCAAAGCGCGCCAGGCGUCAGAUCGCGGCGGGCGAUCGUGAAACGAGUCCGCCGCAACCCGUCGAGUCGCAGGCAGCCUUAUCUCUGCUCACUCCUCGAAAGGAGACCCACAAGUUGGAUUGCGCUGAAAGGACAGCAAACUGUGUGACGUUCGUCUGCCCGCUGCUCAACAUGACAGACUCGGCCAAGAUAUAUGUCCGCUCCCGUUUGUGGAACAGUACGAUGCUGGAGGACUAUCCCAAUGUUCUGAGAGUUACAGUCAUCGGCCGUGCCACGUUGACGCUCCUUACAGAUAAAUCGACCAUCAAGAUGGUCAAUCAGACCGCCAGGUUCGCGGUGGAAAUAGAACCCGUGGAGCGAGUGGAAGUACCCUACGAGCUCCCACUGUGGAUCAUCAUCUCGGCCAUUGUCGCCGGAGUUCUGCUACUAGGAAUCAUCAUUGUUAUCCUAUGGAAGUGUGGCUUCUUCCAGAGGGCCAGCAGGAGGGAGAUGUAUGAGGCCAAAGCCCAGAAGGCUGAGAUGAAGAUCCAGCCCUCUGAGACAGAGAGGUUGACUGAGGACUACUGACUGGGUCUCAAACAGCAUACACCAGUGGGGCUUUUUGGCUUGGAUUCUUUAAGCGGGCCGCCUACUACCGGAUGAUGCCAAAGCACCAGGGGGUGAAAAUUCGCAAGGCUGAGCGUUAUCAGUUCAACCUGGGAUUCCAGCCUGAGGAGCCCCAGAAAAAGUACUGGAUCACAAACUGGACAGAGAUGCAGCAUUACUACUACUGAGUCCUUUACUUUGAACCCCGAACCACUCACCUUCACUCUGUCACGGGCCACACAAAGAGCACUGGGCUCGGGUUGAGCCACAUGGACUCUGCCGUGGCAUACUGAACAUAUUGUUUCAGAGAUUGUAUUUUUGAAGAAUGUUGUGUUGUACAUUGGAAUUGGGGGUUGCAUUCAAUAUUUGUAAAUUGUUUUAAUUUACGAUUCGAGAUUUCAUAUAUACUGUCAUUUCUUUUCUUUAUGAGCAGUUAUUGGACAUUCCUGUUAUAGUUUAUCGUCACCAUAUCUCUUUUUUCCCUCUCCAAUCCGGGUCUGUUGAUUUCCUCUACGAUUAUACACGCCGAUCACCACGUGCGAUAUCAUUCUUCAGUUGCACUUAUGACCAGAAUCCACUCUGUUUUGAGUGGAAAAGAGUGUCUCCUUCAGCACGUCCAUGUCGGCUUUUGGCAAACACGAGAUCUCUCGUUUGCGGAGCGUGACGUAUGUCUGCAUUUUUCAAGCUACAUAGAAAUAACAAAUAAAUAAUUAGAACAUUGGUCCUUUAUCAGUCCCUUCUCUGCAUUUAACCCAUCCCCUACUGGAAACCAUCCUAGAAUUAGGAGCAUCGGGCAGGGUUGGGCACCUUCCCAGCCCCUUUUUUUGACCUGGUGGGGUCUCAAACCGGCACCCUCUCCAGUUACAAGCCAAGUUCACGUUCCACUUGACCAUGGGCUGCCCAAAUGUGAGAAAUGUGGCAGUAGAAGACAUGGUUUUCAGAGGACAAUAGUGUUUUAUAGCCCAGCUGGACACGUUUUAUUUGCCCACAUUAAAUUCCUCCAGCAACAAGUUGAGAAACAAUGGAUUCCUGUUUGUAUGUGGAAUUUUCCAAAAUUACUCGGCACACUUUGUAAUUAUUUAUUAUGGCCCCGUCUUGUGUUUCACUCUAACUUUAAACACGGUAUAUCACAUACAGGGAGUCGCAACACUGGAUUAAAGAAUACGCGGUGUUAUAUCGGUCCGUCUGAUAUUGCAA